This is a messenger RNA of Rotaria sp. Silwood2, 1902 nucleotides long. Lineage: Eukaryota; Metazoa; Rotifera; Eurotatoria; Philodinida; Philodinidae. The record is from the annotation of a GenBank genome assembly.
AUGCGACAACUACGGCCAUUUCUAAUAGUUAUUAGUUUGUUAUUGACGAGUAUCGUCUAUGCACAAGAUCCAAAUUUUUGUCCGAAGGGACCUACUACUAGCCCUGCACCCAAUUGGCGAAAAGUUCCACCUAGGUUUGAAAUUAUUACCGAGUUGGUCUCGUCCACUGAAUCAAUGGAACUUUCACAAGCAUUCUCACCAGUGCGUGACGCUAUUGCAGUAAAUACAAAAGAUGGACCACUACAAGUCUAUUGGAAUUUCGGUACUAAGGAACAAUUUGAGGUUGUAACUGCUGUUGUUAAUAACCAACCAAUAUCAGUAUGUCUUCGACAAGUGAUCACAGACAAUUCACAAACUAGUGUUAUUCUACCAAAUUCACUUACUGUCAAGCCAUCAAUUUUACUUGGUUAUGAUUAUCUUAAUCGAGAGAAUCUUCUAUGGGGUAAUGAAUAUGUUGGUGAUGAAGAUCUACGUGGUAUUCCUACGAAUAAAUUCAUAUCAUGUUUUUAUAUACCUGAUAUAAAAGCAACUGUAUAUGCAACAUAUUAUGUAUCGGAUGUAACAAAAUUUCAAGCUUAUUUACCAGCAAAUGAAAGUAUUAUAUUACAAAUAGAUGUUCAAGUUAAAAAUGAAAGUGGUAUUAUAGACGCAUAUACAUACAAUGUAUUUCGUUUUACACCAAACCCCAGUCGUCGAGAAGAACGUCAAGCAUUAGAAACACCAGCUGGUUUAUAUUGUCCUAAUCGAACGCCUACAUUACCUAUACCAUCAGAUAUUCCUGAACGAGUUAGUUCAAAUUCGGAAUCUCUUAUACCACUAGCAAAUUCAUCAAUUUUUAGUACACAUGCUCUAUAUGAUACUGACUUUCAAUUCACUCGUUUCGAUAUUUGGUUUCCUGCUCCAUUCAGUGCACGCCGGUGGUAUCAUUACAGUGAAAUACAUGAUUUUGCAGUUGGUCUCACUUAUCAAUAUAAUCAUACAACACGACAAUGUAGUGUUCGUGAUAUAAGUCCAAUGUCUAAUGAUGCUUCACCAGUGGAUGGACAACCAAAUCUAGUACAAAUGGGCUCUCCACAACAUUUAUUUUUAAUGGAUGAUAUUGCAUAUCAAUAUACCGGUGAAAAGCCAUGUCAUGAUCGUGUUUGGUGUCACGUAUGGAUCGGUGAAAAAUAUUUGCCAGAUAAUACAGUUCAACAUCGAGAAUGGUAUUGGUCAUCAAGUAUCAAUGGUGAACCUGUAGACCGAUCAAUGCCAAUGAAAAUGACCUUGAAAGGCUAUACCAAUGGUAGUUUGGUAUAUUCAUUUGAAACAAAUAUUUUUAAUUAUCGUCGUCGUCCAAUGACAAUCUUUGAAAUUGAUUUCGAAUUAGCUGAUUGUUAUAGAGCUUUAGGUCCAGCUCAAAAUUUCAGUCUUGCUGUUUUAUCAUUUAAAAUAAUAAAUGAUAAUAACAAAUAUCCAGUAUUGCAAAAUUUAAAUAAUUUACGUCUUCAUAUAUUUGAAACAUUAUUAUUUACAUUAUUUGUACGACCAAUUCGAGUUUCAAAGCUUAUUGUUGAUAAAAGUGAUAAUGAUAUUUUAGUUACUUUUACAUUACUUGAUGCCCCACCACGUACAGGACCUGUAGAAAAUCCAUUACAAGAAGAAAGCUUACAAGUAUUGAUUGAACGUCUCGAUACAAUUAUUAAUUCAGAUACUCUUGCUUUUCGUGUUAAAUAUAAUACAACACAAGUUACGUUACGUGCACGUCCUAAUUCUCUCAAUGUUCAACAUAGAAGUUCACAAAAAGAAAUAAUCAAAACUUCAGGUCCGAAAAUCACUGGACUUUGGAUUGGAUUUGUAGUUGGUGGAUUAGUUGUCGGAAUCAUUGGUGGUUUUUUAUUAUUCGGAAAAUUUGCCAAAUAA